Trichomonas vaginalis G3 is the source of this 4806-nucleotide messenger RNA. Its product is annotated as programmed cell death protein 11 pre-rRNA processing protein rrp5 family. Gene Ontology annotation, cellular component: nucleolus; small-subunit processome. The transcript has a single exon. Gene Ontology annotation, biological process: rRNA processing. The record is from RefSeq and is a predicted model, not a curated record. Gene Ontology annotation, molecular function: RNA binding; protein binding. NCBI's taxonomy places the organism in Eukaryota, Parabasalia, Trichomonadida, Trichomonadidae. Bases 1 to 4806 code for a protein of 1601 amino acids.
AUGGAAGCAGACGCCUCCUCAAAAGGUAAGGCCCCGCAACCAAAAGACAACAAAAUUAAAAAGGAAAAACUCUUUGGAACUAAAUCCAAAAACGCAAAAUCUAAAAAACAGAAGAAAUCUGGAGUAAAAGUCCCAUCUCUUCCAAAAGCCGAAGAUUUUUGCCAAGGAUGUAUCACACUCGCAUCAAUUCUAUCGUUCCAGGAUGAUAUGAUAUUCCUUGAGCUUCCAGGAAAUGCCCGCGGCACACUUCAACUCACUGAAAUCAACGAUCCAUUCCUUCAACGCCUUCAACACGCAAUUAAAAACGACGAGGAACUUCCUGAAUUAGAAAAUUUCUUCAAUAUUGGAGACUUCUUGAUGGCAACAGUCAUUUCAGCCGGAACACAUCCAGUUGAACUCUCAAUACGUCCAAAUCUUGUUAACUCAAUGAUUGAGCCAGAAGAAGGACGCAUUUUCUGGGGUGCAGUCAAAUCAAAGGAAGAUCGUGGUUAUAUUAUCGAUCUUGGCAAGGAAAAUGUUACAGCAUUCCUUCCAUUCCCAGCUCAGCUCGAGGUUGGUCAACCAGCUUUCGUCACAUUACUUAAGAAGACUUCAGAAUCAAUUUAUAAAUGCGAAUUAACAAAGAAAGACUUCUUCCCAUCCGUUCCAACCGUCAAGCCAUUCUUCGAUACACUCCGUCCAAUCGAUGUUCUCGAUGGCCUCGUUACUUCUAAUUUCACAAAUGGCGCCCUCGCGAUCAAUGCACAGUCUUUCAACGGAUUUUGCUCGAAAUACUCAUGGCCACCUGGUCUUACCAAUGGAAACAACGUCCAAGUCAGGCCAGUCUUGAUCGACCACGCACAAAAGACAAUUUGGUUCACAGCCAUCCCCCGUAUCGUUAACGGCGAACGCCCAUACUGCCUUGAUGCCAAAAUCGGCUCUAAAGUCACAUCAAAAGUAUCGCGCAUCAGAUAUAACGUUGGUAUCGAAUUUACAAUGCCAGAUAACGAGAAUUUACGUGUCUUUAUCCCCGAAAAGGAGACAAAGAGCCAUGCUCUUAUGGCUGGCCAAGAUCAUGUUGUCCGCAUUACAGAGAGAAGGCCAAUUGAUGAUCUCUUGCUCGCAGCUGAUGAUCCAGAGAUCAUUGACCUUGCUGUCUUCUCAGCUGAUGAUGUUCAUCCAGGACAAAUCUUAGAUGCCACAAUUUCGGCCAUCAACGACAAGAUCGGCAUUUUCGUCGAGUUAUCUCCAUUCCUUACAGCCCUCUGCCCAGUCAGCUACUGCGACAAUGAUCCAGAGCCAAAGAAAGGAGAUGUCAAGAAAUGCGUCGUUCUUUCAGUUUCUGAAGGCCAUGUUCGUGUUGCCAUGAAGGAAAAGUUCGUUACAAGUGAACUUCCACGUGUUGAAUCCCUUGAAAUCGCUCAUAAUUUAUGCGAAUCUAAGGAAUGGACACAUGCACUUGUCAGAAAGAGUGGAAAGUCCGCCAUUAUUGUUGAAUUCAUCAAUGGACUUGUUGGCAUGAUCAGAUCCUCCAGUUUACCAGUAUCACAAGGCCAAGAUAUCUCCAAACAGUAUCCACAAGGCUAUGUUAUCAAGACAAUGAUCUCCAGUGUCGAUGGUGACAAGAUAAACUGCGUUGUAUCAACAGACGAGUCACAAAUCCUUACUCUCGGCCAAACAUGCACUGUAACUGUUGACAGAUUCACAGAAGACGCAGUUUAUGUCCGUGUUCCAGCCAAAUACGGUGAAAUCAACUCUGUCAUCCAAGCCACACAUUUCUCUGAUUACGAGCCACUCUCCAGAUUGAUCUUCAAGAACUUAAACAUUGGAGAUAAACUGAGACACGCUUGUUUGAUCAGAAAUCCUGGCACAAACGCUCCAGCAUAUUUCACAAUGAAGCGCUGCAUCAGAGAGAACACAGAGUCCAUUCCAAAGGACACAAAGUCAAUCAAGGCCGGAGAACACUAUUUCGGAUUUGUUUCAGGUAUACAGAAUUACGGAUCCUUUGUUUCUUUCUUCGGAAGAGCAUCAGGAUUAAUUCACUCCAGACAAUUAACUCUUGGUGAUUCCGUCAAUGCUUUUGUUGACCAAGUAACAGAAGAUGGACAUAUCAGAUUGACAACACCAAUUGCUGAUGGCGAAUCCAUUAAAUUCCUCGAUUCUUUCCUCAAAGAUGCCAAGAAAUUGAAUGAUAAAUAUUUAAUUGACCAAGAAAUACAAGUUCAAGGUGAUGGAGAAAAAAGUGACGAAUAUUUCUCAUAUCAAUUGGAUGAAGACUGGAUCUGCUUAACAAACGAAAAAGUCAAGGCAGGAACAACAUUAAAGAUCGCAUACGCUGAUGUACUUUCCAAAUCAGUAUUCGCUGUUUUGCCACCAAAGAAACCACGUUCAAUUGAAAACAAUGUUGUUGUCAAAGCAACAGUUAUCGGUGUUUUCGAGCCAAUCUUCAUUUGCACAGUCAACGGACGCAUCGUUAUCUGUCCAAUGGUUAACUACAACAACAAGACAGAGAAGAAGAUCGCUGUUGGCGAAGAACUCGAGAUAACAGUCGUUGAUUCAAGAAGUGAAAGCGACGAAACAUUCGAAGUUCUCAAGGGAUAUCCACAAUAUCUUUUGAAGAGCGAAAUCUCCCAAAAUGUUGUCGCAACAAUCACUUCCGUCAAUGAUAUCUCCUGCAACGCAAAACUUAAUGAUGGAAGAACAGUUCGUAUCCAUAGAAGCCAGUUAUCACAAGUUCCUGAAGUAGGACAACAAGUUAAGGGUUCAUUAAUGAAUGGUGACAAUGCAACAUUCUUAAUAACAAACCCUGAUUCUCCACAGAAAAUCGAAGAUUUCAAAGUUGGCCAACAAGUUACAGGUGUUAUCACAAAAGUUUCUAAUGAUUCAUUGAGAUUAUCAAUGUCUCCAUUUGUUCUUGGUACUGUUUCAUCACUCCAGUUAUCAAGUACAAACAGAAAAGUUGUUGAUAAACCAUUGGCUGAAUCUUAUUCCGUUGGAGAUUUGUUCGAAGGCUGGGUUUCAUCUGUUUCAGAGAAAAUGAUCACUGUUACAGGCAUCGAUCCAUCAUUUUCUUCCAAUGUCGAAUUCGCAAAAGUCCUCAAGAUAAAGACAGGAGAUUACGCAACUGUCAAAGUAGGAAAUGGAUCAUUGAAGAAACUCGAUGUCACAGAUGUAAUCGAUGAAUACCAGUUCAAUCCAUUAUCACGUCUGAAGAAAGGAAAAGUCAUCGAUGUCGUCAAUGUUUCUGAAGAGAAUGUUUCAAUGAAACUCUCAGACAUCACGGGAACACCAAAGGAAAUUAAGAUCGAGGAAGGCGAAAUCCUCCAAGGAUACGUCUGCCACGCAAUCAAAGGCGCUUUGUUAGUUAGAUUGGCAAGAAACGUAACAGGAAGACUUCCUUUCGGAUCAAUCGCUGACUGCUUCAUUCAAGACGCUGCAGCUUUGUAUCCACUUGGAACUGUUGUUACUGUUAAAAUCAUGAAGAAGACUGAUUCCGAGAUCACUCUUUCCUCAAAGAGAAGUGACAUAACUGGUGUUGCUUUGACAAUACAAGAUCUCAAAGUUGGUGACGUUGUCGGCGGAUUCAUCACUGCUGCAAACAAGAAUGGUGUUUUCGUAAGAUUGAAUGAUUACCAGAACAAAUCCGGUUUAGUUCACCACUCAAUGUUGAAUGGAAAGGAUCCUCUUUCUUUCGUCAAUCUUGUCAAUACUCGUGUUGAUGUCGAAGUUCUUCAAGUUGACCUUGAAAAAGAGAGAAUUUCACUCAAAUUCAAUGAAAUUCACUCACAGAAUCAACCACAAGAACAAGAGCAACAACAAGAGAUGGAGACAGAAAGCGACGAAGGAGCAGAACCAGAGGAAGUCGAGAUUGAUUUGGACGAAUGGUUAAGUGACGAAGAGAAAGUCGAUGAAGAAGAGAAGGAAAAGGAAAUCAGAAGGAAACAAACAGAAGAAGAUAUUCAGAGAUUGGAAGCCAAACAAAUCGAUCCUUCAGCUCCUAAAUCAGAUAAAGAAUUCACUGCUGCUUUGGUUGCAAAUCCACAUUCUUCAAAGCUCUGGAUUUCAUACAUGGAAUUCGUCUACGCUGGUGGAGAUUCCAAGAGAGCAAUGGAGAUUGGCGAACAAGGCUUAGACAAAUUACCAAUUGGCGAAAAAACUGAGAAAUCAAACAUUUUCCAGGCUUUGAUUACUUUGAUUGUUCUCUCAGCAGAACCGAAGCAUUUCAUGGAAGAAUGCAUCCCAAUCGUUGAGAGAGCUGCACAGACAAUAGAUGAAGAAGUAAUGUGGCUGAGAUUCGCUAAAACAGUUCAUCAGAACCGUAAAGAUUUCAGCCAAGAAGCUUGGAAAGUUGCUUUGAGAAAAGUGAAGCAAAACGUUACAAUGUGGUCAUCAUAUUUGAACUCAUUGUUACAGGACAAGAAAGUUGACUUCGCCAAGGACGAAUUGAAGAGAUGCCUCAGCGGAACAUUCCAAGGAUUGGCCAAGGAAUCAGUAGAAGUCAGAAAACAAUUCGGUAUCAGUGAAUAUGAAAAUGAAUAUACAGAACAUGGUAGAACAAUGUUUGAGAACUUAAUAAAUGAGUUCCCAACAAAGUAUCAGCUAUGGAACGCCUACGUAGAUGCAGAAUGCAAGUACGGAGAACAUCUUAAGGCAAGAAACAUCUUCGAGAGAAUGACAACUCUCGAUUUGAAGAUUGAUAGAAUGAAACAGACAUUGAAGAAAUGGCGCGCAUUCGAAGAAAAGAAUGGUAAUGACCCAGCCAUUAGAAAGAAGAUCAAUAAGAUCGCUUCUGAAUUCUCUAAGCGUGUCAUUCAAGCAGGGAAUUAA